AUGCCGGAGCAUCAACAGCAACAAGAUCCGAUGGAUGAAGAUCGUGGCGAGCACAUGGAAGAGGAGUUCAUAGACGAGGCAGAUGCAGAAGAAAUAGUCCAGGUCGACGAUGACCACCCGAUGGAAGAUGAAGACGAGGAGCUACUGCUUGAGAACGACUCCUCCGCACACUUCGACAAGCAUACAGACUCGAUAUUCUGCAUAGCGCAGCACCCAAUCCACCCUGAAAUCAUAGUUACUGGUUCCGGAGAUGAUACCGCAUACAUAUUUGACUCCAGCCAGACUGCUGCUGAGAAACCGCUACUGCCUAAGAGCUACGAGACCACGCCACAGCAGAAGAAAGAGAGAGAAUCACUCCCCGCCAUUGCGCAUCUAGAUGGACACAAGGACUCGGUGAACGCGGUAUGCUUCACUGCACCGAAUGGUGAAUACGCGGUCACCGCGGGCCUGGAUGGGAAGUUACGUGCCUGGAAAGAUACGAGUGAGAACCUGGCGGGCAGGGCAUGGCAGUUCCUGGCUGAGUCGCAGGAAGUCGAGGAGAUUAACUGGAUCGCUACUUGUCCGUCAAAUAAGUCUGGUGAUAACGAGCAGACGAAGAACGUGGUUGCGAUCGGUGCCAGUGAUGGCAGUGUCUGGGUUUACCGUGUGGAUGCGAGCGAGGAGGCUGCGGAGCCGUUGACGAUAGUGGCUACUUAUUUCCAGCAUACGGCGCCUUGUACGGCUGGCGCAUGGACUCCGGACGGACAAUUGUUGGCUACGGUGUCUGAGGAAGGUAGCUUUUACGUUUAUGACGUCUUUGGGGCUGCGGCGGCUGCUGGAGUUACUGCUUCUGCUGGCACGCAGUCCGUCGUUGCGCUGACGGUGCAGGACCAAAGGUUCGCUGUGGAAGGGGGAUUAUAUUCCGUUGCUAUCUCGCCUUCGGGGUCAUUCGCUGUCGUCGGCGGUGCAGAAGGCCAUAUCAAAGUUGUCGGACUUCCUCGUUUGACUGAUACCUCUGCAAAGUCCAAGGCUAAGGGUAAGGGGGGUGCUGGCGCAUCUGGUGGCGCUGGAGCUGGCACGCUUCUUGCAUCUCUCCAAGCUCAGUCAGAUGGCAUUGAGUCUCUGUCUUUCUCCUCUCCUCCGCUGAACCUCCUUGCAGCAGGAUCAGUCGAUGGUUCCAUUGCCCUGUUUGAUGUUGCGCAUAGAUUUGCUGUUAGACGGCAUAUCCGUGGAGCUCAUGAGGAAACAGCCGUGGUGAAGGUUGAGUUUGUUCACUGUGAGACCAACACCGCCUCUGCCGGUACAUCAUCAGGCAGGCCAUGGUUGCUCACCUCAGUCGGUAUGGAUGGCGUGGUAAGACGAUGGGAUACCCGAGGUGGGACUGUGGCUGCAGGCCAUGGACUGUUGAAAGAAUGGAGAGGCCAUGUUGGUGUGUCGGAAAACGAAGAGGGAGAGCAGUCUGGUGGCAUAUUGGGCUUCAUACAGGGUGAUAAGGAAGGCGGACGGAUAGUCACCGCCGGUGAUGAUGGUAUAGCUCUUGUAUUUGAAGAGUAG
Molecule: messenger RNA, 1533 nt
Organism: Nannizzia gypsea CBS 118893
Lineage: Eukaryota; Fungi; Ascomycota; Eurotiomycetes; Onygenales; Arthrodermataceae
Product: ribosome assembly protein SQT1
Exons: 1
Coding region: 1-1533 (510 amino acids)
Molecular function (GO): protein binding
Source: RefSeq, a predicted model, not a curated record